Molecule: messenger RNA, 1581 nt
Organism: Brettanomyces bruxellensis
Lineage: Eukaryota; Fungi; Ascomycota; Pichiomycetes; Pichiales; Pichiaceae
Exons: 1
Coding region: 1-1581 (526 amino acids)
Biological process (GO): lipid metabolic process
Source: RefSeq, a predicted model, not a curated record
AUGAUACAAAGAAGAACUUCUAGUGCUAGAAGUGUGAGCACUGCUUUUUCCGACACUAGUUUUGAUGAGGCUCAUGGUAUUAGGAAAGUGAGCUUUCUGAAUAAUAUCCAAAAUGCCAUUUCAAUUGCCAUCAUCUUACUGGAGAGAUUAAUAACUGGCAUUACGUUUGUGCUUCCAAAAUCCAUAAUUUCUGCUUGUACUAGGACUGUUAGACUUCUUUUAAACUUUGAGAAAACCAACAACGAUGCCUAUGAUAAGCUUAUAUCUCAGCAGGAUAGUGCAUUGACAAAUGAUGCGUUUUUACAGAGGAUUGAACAGUUAAGAACAGCAUGUUCCUUUGAAGAACUUUGUGAGAUUAAUGGAUUUGUAUCCGAGAGCCACCUUGUGCAAACAAAGGACGGGUAUGGAUUAACUAUUCAUAGAUUGAACCCAGAAACAAAUGGAUUUAAGUCAAAUGGCAAGGCUGUUUUCUUGCAGCAUGGUUUAUUAAUGAAUAGUGAGAUAUGGUGCGUCAGAAUAAGAAAGGAUGAUAACAUACCUUUUAGAUUGUGUGAACUAGGAUAUGAUGUUUUCCUUGGCAAUAAUAGGGGAAACAAGUACUCUUCGUAUUGUAAGGAUGCGGAUAUUCACGACAAGAAAUUCUGGAAUUUUUCUAUUGACGAACUUGCGCUAUAUGAUAUACCUGCAUCCAUAGACUACGUUUUAAAACUUAAGAGUAUUAGCAAACUUACAUAUAUCGGAUUUAGCCAGGGAUGUUCUCAAUUUCUUGCUUCAGUUUCGGUGAAUCGUGAUUUAAAUGAAAAGAUCGAUAAACUUAUUUUACUUGCCCCUGCAACAACUCCAAAGAAACUGUCAAACUGGCUUAUCAAUUCGAUUGUGAACUUACAGCCUAAGGUGUUCUUCUUUUUGUUCGGAAAGAAGAUUUUAAUGCAGUCCAUUUUAUUUUGGUUAAAAAUUGUCUAUCCGCCGUUAUUCAUUAAACUCAUCGACAUUCCAAACCGUAUUUUAUUUGGCUGGCAUUCAAACAAUAUGGAUAUUCUGCAGAAGUUUGUUGCAUACUUUCACCUAUACUCGACAACAUCUGUUAAGUGUGUCGUUCAUUGGUUUCAGAUAAUUAGAUCAACGAAAUUUCAAAUGUACCAGGAGUCUCUGCUUUUCCCAUCUUUUGAAUAUCCUAUCAGAGCAGCAAUGAAAAUUCCAAAAGUUCUUCUAGUUUAUGGAAUGGCAGACUCUCUUGUUGAUAUUGACGUAAUACUUCAUCAACUUCCAGAAUAUGACUCUGCGGAUGUUGAAUAUUUAGACAGUGAUGAUACUAGUAGUAAUGAUGAGAAAUAUGAGAUUAAAUUGCAGGAUGACCUCAGCGGAAAAGAGGGCCUUGAGUCUUCCGGUGAUCAAGUUGAUAUAACCGAGGAUAACAUUAAAGUGAAUGAAGCAGAAUCAAGAAUGCUUGACUCUGCAGAUAUGGGGCACAAAUCAAUACACAUAGUAGGCGUGAAAAAUCAUGAACAUUUAGAUUUGAUUUGGGGUAACAAGGUAGAAAACAAAAUUAUUCAAAGGGUGGUGAACUUUGUCGUCAAUUAG